Molecule: messenger RNA, 5986 nt
Organism: Eptesicus fuscus (big brown bat)
Lineage: Eukaryota; Metazoa; Chordata; Mammalia; Chiroptera; Vespertilionidae
Gene: GREB1L
Product: GREB1 like retinoic acid receptor coactivator
Exons: 33
Coding region: 45-5948 (1967 amino acids)
Biological process (GO): kidney development; multicellular organism development
Source: RefSeq, a predicted model, not a curated record
AAUCAUGAACGUGACUCAAAAAUGUUAAUAAAUAAACCAAGACCAUGGGGAAUUCAUAUGCUGGGCAACUGAAAUCUGCUCGAUUUGAGGAAGCUCUCCACAAUUCCAUAGAAGCCUCUCUGAGAUGUAGUAGUGUGGUACCACGGCCAAUUUUUUCCCAGCUCUACUUGGACCCUGACCAACAUCCGUUCUCACCUGCAGAUGUAAAACCCAAAGUGGAGGAUCUGGAUAAAGACUUGGUACACCGCUACACUCAAAAUGGAAGCCUGGAUUUUUCUAACAAUCUAACAGUUAAUGAAAUGGAAGAUGACGAAGAUGAUGAAGAAAUGUCUGAUUCAAAUAGCCCACCAAUUCCCUAUUCACAAAAACCUGCCCCAGAAGGGUCUUGCACUACAGAUGGUUUUUGUCAAGCGGGAAAGGAUUUGCGUUUGGUAUCUCUGUGUAUGGAACAAAUCGACAUCCCAGCAGGAUUCCUUCUGGUGGGGGCAAAGUCUCCCAAUCUUCCUGAACACAUCCUAGUGUGUGCUGUAGACAAACGAUUUCUACCGGAUGAUCAUGGGAAAAAUGCACUUUUAGGGUUUUCUGGAAACUGUAUUGGCUGUGGAGAAAGAGGAUUUCGGUAUUUCACGGAAUUUUCCAACCACAUUAACUUGAAGCUGACCACCCAGCCAAAGAAGCAGAAGCACUUAAAGUACUACCUAGUCAGAAGCUCCCAGGGUGUUCUGUCGAAGGGACCUCUUAUCUGCUGGAAAGAAUGUAGAAGCCGACAAUCCUCUGCUACUUGCCACUCUAUUAAACCAAACGCUUCAGUAUCAUCAACUGUGACCCCAGAAAAUGGCACAACUAAUGGAUACAAGUCAGGAUUCAUUCAGACAGAUUCACCAGUUCUCAGUCCAGCUAAUUCUGCAAUCAAUUUAAGUGGAGCUCAGGACCUGACCCGGAAUAAGAAUGUUGUGAAGCCACUGGCUUUAUCUUUGCAGGUUGUAGGGAAGACUUACGCUGCAGAUGCUGCCAAUGGAAACAGUAGCCAAGGAGGGAAGAGCAGUACAUCUAGCGCCGCUCAAGCCCGCCCAGGGAAUUACCCUUUGUCACCAAGACCUAGCUAUACAUCAGGAGACCAAGCUACCAUGUUCACUUCUGGGCCACCAAAGAAACGACACCGGGGAUGGUACCCUGGGUCACCUGUCCCCCAACCUGGUUCCGUUGUACCUGUUCCUACAGUUCGCCCUCUUUCAAGAACUGAGUCCCUUCUAUCUGCCCCAGUUCCACAGACCCCAUUAACUGGAAUUUUACAGCCUCGACCCAUUCCUGCAGGGGAAACUGUAAUUGUUCCUGAAAACCUGCUAAGUAACUCAGGCGUUAGACCAGUAAUUCUGAUAGGCUAUGGCACUUUACCCUAUUUCUAUGGAAAUGUUGGUGACAUUGUUGUGAGUCCUCUGCUGGUGAAUUGCUACAAGAUUCCACAGUUGGAAAACAAAGAUAUGGAACAACUAGGGUUGACUGGCAGCCAGCUGCUGAGUGUGGAAAACAUGAUUCUUCUGACAAUACAGUAUCUUGUGCGGCUGGGUCCUGAUCAGAUCCCUCUCAGGGAAGAAUUUGAGCAAAUUAUGCUGAAAGCUAUGCAGGAAUUUACUCUGAGAGAGAGAGCCCUGCAGAUGGGUGCUCAGUGUACACCUGUGUCGCCAGGCCAACUCCCCUGGCUGGCUAGGUUAAUUGCCAGCGUAUCUCAAGACUUGGUUCAUGUGAUUGUGACCCAGAACUCUUUGGCGGAGGGCAUUUCAGAGACAUUGAGGACUCUCAGUGAAAUGAGACACUAUCAAAGGCUACCAGAUUACGUGGUGGCAAUUUGUGCAUCGAAAAUCAGAGGAAAUGAAUUUUGUGUGGUAGUAUUAGGUCAGCAUCAGUCCAGAGCUCUGGCAGAGAGCAUGCUCACCACAAGUGAGUUUCUAAAAGAAAUAAGUUAUGAGCUCAUCACAGGAAAGGUCAGUUUCCUGGCAUCGCAUUUCAAAACCACAUCAUUAGGCGAUGACCUGGACAAGCUGCUAGAAAAAAUGCAACAAAGAAGAGGAGACAGUGUUGUUACCCCUUUCAAUGGUGACCUUCAUGAAUAUGUGUCACCUCAGGAGGCUGCUGCUAUGAUUCCCACACAAAACCUGGAUAUAGAUAAUGAAACCUUCCAAAUUUAUCAACCACAGCUUACAGUUGCCAGAAAACUCUUAUCCCAGGUGUGUGCUAUAGCAGACAGCGGCAGCCAGAGCCUGGACCUUGGCCACUUCAGCAAAGUGGACUUCAUCAUCAUUGUCCCGAGAUCAGAGGUUCUGGUGCAGCAAACUCUUCAACGGAUUCGACAAUCAGGUGUCCUUGUAGACUUGGGUCUGGAGGAAAAUGGGACGGCUUAUCAGAGAGCAGAGAAGUAUGUUGUUCGUCUAGACAAUGAGAUUCAAGCCAAGUUUGAAGUUUUCAUGAGAAGAGUGAGACAGAACCCGUACACACUGUUUGUGCUAGUUCAUGACAACUGCCAUGUGGAACUAACGAGUGUCAUUUCGGGUUCUUUGUCACAUGGUGAACCUAGCCAUGGACUGGCUGAUAGAGUCAUUAAUUGCAGAGAAGUUCUAGAAGCUUUUAACCUCUUGGUGCUCCAGGUUAGCUCCUUCCCAUACACUCUACAGACCCAACAGUCACGAAUCAGCUCCAGCAAUGAGGUUCACUGGAUACAGCUGGACAGCACGGAGGACAUGAGCUGCGAGGGAAAACUGUACUUUGGCCUGAAUGAGUACAGUAAGUCUCUACAGUGGGGGAUCACAAGCCCACUUCUGAGAUGCGAUGAGACCUUUGAGAAAAUGGUGAACACUCUCUUGGAGAGGUACCCCAGGCUGCACAGCAUGGUCGUCCGCUGCUACCUCCUCAUCCAGCAGUACUCGGAAGCUCUGAUGGCUCUCACCACCAUGGCGUCCCUCCGAGACCACAGCACGCCAGAAACGCUCAGCAUUAUGGAUGACCUCAUCAGCUCCCCAGGAAAAACCAAGAGUGGGAGGGGACACAUGCUCAUUAUCAGGGUGCCCUCCGUGCAGCUGGCGAUGCUGGCCAAGGAGCGGCUGCAGGAAGUGCGCGACAAGCUGGGCCUGCAGUACCGCUUUGAGAUCAUCCUUGGGAACCCUGCCUCUGAAGUCAGUGUUGCAACUCACUUUGUGGCACGAUUAAAGACCUGGAGAGGAAAUGAACCUGAAGAAUGGAUCCCUCGGACAUACCAAGACUUAGAAGGUCUGCCUUGUAUUGUGAUAUUAACUGGCAAAGAUCCUCUUGGAGAAACCUUUCCCAGGUCUUUGAAGUACUGUGACCUCCGGUUAAUUGAUUCAAGCUAUUUAACUCGCACAGCCCUGGAGCAGGAGGUGGGUCUGGCGUGCUGCUAUGUCUCAAAAGAGGUCAUCCGGGGGUCCACUGUUGCCCUGGACCUCAGCGGGAAGGAGCAGGAGAGAGCCACCGUGAGCGAGAAUGACUCGGAUGAGCUGCUGAUCGAUCUGGAGAGGCCCCAGAGCAACAGUAGUGCCAUCACGGGAACCUCGGGCUCCAUCAUGGAGAAUGGGGUGAGCUCUUCCAGCACCGCGGACAAGUCCCAGAAGCAGCCCCUGACCCCCAGCUUCCAGAGCCCAGCCAACAGCACCGGGCUGGAGGAAGGGGUCUCUGCAGGCACAGCGGGAGCUGGGGAGACCCUGAAGCAGGAGUGCGAUUCCCUGGGCCCCCAGAUGGCGAGCAGCACCACCUCCAAGCCUUCAUCGUCAUCCUCCUCCUCCUCGGGUCCACGGGCCCUCCCGUGGCCCGCUGGGCCUGUCCAAGGUUGUAGGGGCUUGCACGCCACCCUGCCCCCGAUAGUGAUCCUGUCCAAAGCGGCCUACAGCCUCCUGGGCUCCCAGAGGGGAGGCAAGCUGCCGUCCUCGGCAUCCCUGCUGCCCCACGCCGACGUGGCCUGGGUGAGCUCCCUGCGGCCGCUCCUGCACAAGGACAUGGGCAGCGAGGAGCAGUCCCUCUACUACAGGCAGUGGACCUCGGCUCGGCCGCACCACGCCGACUACAGCAACCAGCCCGACCCCAACUCCGGCGCCCGGGCCUGCCACCCCCGACGGCUGCUGCUGACUGGGCCCCCCCAGGUGGGAAAGACGGGCUCCUAUCUGCAGUUCCUCAGGAUCCUCUUCCGCAUGCUCAUCAGGCUCCUGGAGGUGGAUGUGUAUGAUGAGGGAGAGAUCAACACAGAUCACAGCGAAAGCAGCGGAGUGAGCCAGUCCGAGGGAGAGCCCUGGCCCGACAUCGAGAGCUUCAGUAAAAUGCCCUUUGACAUCAGCGUGCACGAUCCCAAGUACAGCCUGAUGAGCCUGGUAUACACUGAGAAGCAAGCAGGGGUCAAACAAGAAGCAAUAAAGGAAUCCAGAGCUGAAGAGCCCAGGAAACGAGAAACUGUGUCUAUGAUGCUGACCAAGUACGCGGCCUACAACACCUUCCACCACUGCGAGCAGUGCCACCAGUACAUGGACUUCACCUCCGCCUCCCAGGUGUCUGACUCCACCCUUCACGCAUUCACGUUCUCUUCCUCCAUGCUGGGGGAAGAGGUGCAGCUCUACUUCAUCAUCCCCAAAUCCAAAGAGAGUCAUUUUGUCUUCAGCAAGCAGGGCAGACACCUGGAGAGCAUGCGACUGCCCCUGGUCUCAGACAAGAAUUUGAAUGCGGUCAAGAGCCCUAUUUUCACUCCUUCCAGUGGUCGCCAUGAGCAUGGGCUCCUAAACCUUUUUCACGCCAUGGAGGGCAUCAGCCACCUGCACCUCCUAGUGGUCAAAGAAUAUGAGAUGCCGCUGUACCGCAAGUACUGGCCCAACCACAUCAUGCUGGUGCUUCCCGGCACGUUCAAUAACGCAGGCGUGGGUGCUGCCAGGUUUCUCAUUAAGGAGCUGUCAUACCACAACCUGGAACUGGAGAGGAACCGCCUGGAAGAGCUGGGAAUUAAACGCCAGUGUGUCUGGCCUUUCAUCGUUGUGAUGGAUGACUCCUGUGUCCUGUGGAACAUUCACAGUGUUCAGGAGCAGACCAGCCAGCCCAUGGAAGGAGUUUCCAGUAAGAAUGUGUCCUUGAAGAGUGUCUUACAGCACAUUGAAGCAACACCAAAAAUCAUCCACUAUGCAAUCCUGGGUAUACAGAAAUGGAGCAGCAAGCUGGCUUCCCAGAGUCUGAGGGUCCCGUUCUCCAGGUGCCACGUGCACGAUUUCAUUCUCCUCAACAUAGACCUGACUCAGAAUGUGCAGUACGACUUCAACAGGUAUUUCUGUGAAGACGUUGACUUUAACCUGAGAACAAACAGCAGCGGCCUGCUCAUCUGUCGUUUUAAUAACUUCAGUCUCAUGAAGAAACACAUUCAGGUUGGAGGGCAAAGGGACUUUAUCAUUAAACCAAAGAUCAUGGUGUCAGAGAGCUUAGCACCCAUCCUGCCCCUUCAGUAUGUCUGUGCUCCCGACAGUGAGCACACAUUACUGGCAGCCCCUGCGCAGUUCCUUCUGGAGAAGUUCCUUCAGCACGCCUCAUACAAACUCUUCCCCAAAGCCAUCCGGAACUUCAAGAGUCCUGUGUUAGCUGUUGAUUGCUAUCUUAACAUUGGACCAGAGGUGGCCAUAUGCUACAUCAGCUCCAGACCCCACUCCAGCAAUGUCAACUGUGAAGGGGUGUUUUUCAGUGGACUCCUCUUGUACCUCUGUGACUCUUUUGUAGGUGCUGAUCUUCUUAAGAAAUUUAAAUUUCUAAAAGGUGCUACCCUGUGUGUCAUUUGCCAAGACAGAAGCUCCUUACGCCAGACAAUUGUCCGCUUAGAACUAGAGGAUGAGUGGCAGUUCCGCCUCCGUGAUGAAUUUCAAACUGCUAACAGCAGUGAUGACAAGCCCCUGUAUUUUCUUACUGGACGUCAUGUAUGAACUUUUGAAGAGAACAAAAAUAGCAAAGGGAUGCCUAG